This is a messenger RNA of Closterium sp. NIES-65, 5484 nucleotides long. NCBI's taxonomy places the organism in Eukaryota, Viridiplantae, Streptophyta, Zygnematophyceae, Desmidiales, Closteriaceae. The record is from the annotation of a GenBank genome assembly.
AUGUCGACUAAACUGCAGGUCUCGAAGGCGGUGACCAAGAAAAACACAGCCACGGGUGGCCCCGUGCAAAGUCCAGGCAAGGUGCAGAAUGGUACGAAGAAGAAGAGCACGGAGGCUGCACCCAAACCCCGGACAUCUAGCGGUGACGGCCCUCCUGGUGGCGAGGUUCGCAAGUCCAGCCGCCCUCGAAAGGCGAAAGUGUGGUUUGAGGAAGGGGCGGAUGCUACCGAAGAAGGUGCUGAUCCUGUUAAGUAUGUCGGGAACAACCUUGAUGGCGAGGAUGUGGACAACCAGAAACACGAGGACGAAGCUGAGGCCAACGGCAAGUCGGGUGACGUGGGCGAAAACGAGGUGGACGAGGCAGUAGACGAGGCCGGCGACGAGCCGGAAGAGGAAGACUUGGCGGAGGACGAUGCUGAAGAGAAGGCGGAUGAAGAGGAGGGUGACGAGGCGGAGGAAGAGGAGGGUGACGAGGCGGAGGAAGAGGAGGGUGACGAGGCAGAGGAAGAGGAGGGUGACGAGGCGGAGGAAGAGGAGGAUGAUGAGGCGGAGGAAGAGCAGGAUGACGAGGUGGAGGAAGAGGAGGACGAGGAGUCUGAGGAAGGGCAGGGGGAUGAGGACGAGGCUGAGAAGGGAAGUGAGAAAGGCGAUUCGGCGGAAGUGGGGGAAGGUGCGGAUGCGCACAAGCCUCAAAUCACAAGAAAGGGUAGCUUUGACGAGAUGCUGGAAGAGCAGGGUGACGCUGAUGACGAAGACAUGGAGGAUGAGGCUGUGGCUGAGGAACGUGCUAUGCUGCUUGGGAAGCUGAAGGCACUCGAUGAGAUCAAGGAACCCGUUGUCAGCUCGAAGCCUGCUAGAAAGGGUGUGAAACGUCUUCCGCGUUCAGAACCCUCUAAGGUUCCUGCUAAGCCACCGCGAGGGAAAGAUGCAGUCACAUCGGCUAAGGGAAAGGAUAAAGUUCUGGCGACCGAUAGUAUUCUCGGUGGGAAGUCGAAACGGGAGUUCGCCUUGGUGGUUGGCGGUGCGCAGAAAAAGCAGAACACCGGUGAAGUGUCGGCCAAACCGAAGUCAACUCCUACGGCAGCAGGCGCUGGGACCAGCGGGGGAAAGGCCAAGGCAGGCGCUGGGGCAAGCGGGGUAAAGGCCAAGGCAGGCGCUGGGGCAAGCGGGGUAAAGGCCAAGGCAGGCGCUGGGACCAGCGGGGUAAAGGCCAAGGCAGGCGCUGGGACCAGCGGCGUAAAGGCCAAGGCAGGCGCUGGGGCUAAACCGACCUCUAAGGAGGCCAACACAAAAACCAAAGGUCAGACUUUUGCCGCAUUGUAUAGCACUGCGGGAUGGUACCACUUUUUAUUCGUGGCAUGCUUGCUGAUGUCACGUCGCUUUCCAUCCUUCCCUGCCGUCGCUUUCCUCCCAUCCAUGCCGUCACCGUCAUCCCAUCCCUGCCGUCACCUUCAUCCCAUCCCUGCCGUCCCCUUCAUCCCAUCCCUGCCGUCACCUUCAUCCCAUCCCUGCCGUCACCUUCAUCCCAUCCCUGCCGUCACAUUCAUCCCAUCCCUGCCGUCCCCAUCAUCCCAUCCCUGCCGUCCCCUUCAACCCAUCCCUGCCGUCACCUCUGACCCGUCUCUCAGUCACCUUUCCUCCAUCUCUUCCGUCCCGUAUACAAUCAACAGCUCCCAAUCAGUACUCUGGAGCUGCACCACCGGUGAAGGCCUAGGGAGGCAUAGGGUGGUGAGGCUUUACCUAAACCCCAACUCCCCUCUGCUUGCCUGCCCACUCUCCCCUCAACCCGAAACCACACCUGCUACCCUAAAUACAGGCCUAGGGAGGCAUAGGGAGGUGAGGCUUUACCUAAACCCCAACUCCCCUCUACCUGCCUGCCCACUCUGCCCUCAACCCGAAACCCCACCUGCUACCCUAAAUCCAGGCCUAGGGAGGUUUAGGGAGGUGAUGCUUUACCUAAACCCCAACUCCCCUCUGCUUGCCUGCCCACUCUCCCCUCAACCCCAAACCCCACUUGCUUCCCCUUCCAGGCAUAGGGAGGUGAGGCUUUACCUAAACCCCAACUCCCCUCUGCUUGCCUGCCCACUCUCCCCUCAACCCCAAACCCCACUUGCUUCCCCUUCCAGGCAUAGGGAGGUGAGGCUUUACCUAAACCCCAACUCCCCUCUGCUUGCCUGCCCACUCUCCCCUCAACCCCAAACCCCGCUUGCUUCCCCAUCCAGGCAUAGGGAGGUGAGGCUUUACCUAAACCCCAACUCCCCUCUACCUGCCUGCCCACUCUGCCCUCAACCCGAAACCCCACCUGCUACCCUAAAUCCAGGCCUAGGGAGGCAUAGGGAGGUGAGGCUUUACCUAAACCCCAACUCCCCUUUGCUUGCCUCCCCACUCUCCCCUCAACCCCAAACCCCACUUGCUUCCCCAUCCAGGCAUAGGGAGGUGAGGCUUUACCUUAACCCCAACUCCCCUCUUGCUUGCCUGCCCACUCUCCCCUCAACCCGAAACCCCACCUGCUACCCUAAAUACAGGCCUAGGGAGGUUCUGGCCUCGUUGCGUGCGCUCUUUCAGCACAACGAUGCCAGCACCAGAGGGGUCUUUUUCGAGCAGCUGUCCUCAACUAGGACUUCUAUCAACGGCUGGAUGAGAAAGGUGGCACUCACGGCGUUGGGUCGGCAGGCGAACAAGUGCUACUUGGGGAGGUUACCAGCAGAUCUGCUUGCCCCACUCGAGUUCUACACGGAUGAGGAGCUCAUUGCACGUUACAAGGAUGGGGAGAGGGGGCUGGCAUGGCAUCGGGAGCUCCUCAUCCCUUUCGGCAGCCUCAUCUUCUCGGUGUCCAUCAAGUUGGCUUUGGCGCGUCGUGGGGUCAAUUCUGAGAAGAUUAAGACCCGCCAGCUGGGUUGGAUCCUAUAUGCGUUUGAGUGGCCAAUCCUCAACAACGCGCCUGAUGGGAAGUUGAGUGGCAAGUGGGAGUACAAUCGGAUCCAGUACGAGGAGAUGUGCACCCGUGUGAAGCGGGAGGUCGAGAUCGCUGUCAUUGACCAUGGUGUCCCAUACGCCAAAAACACGAACACAUUCAACUUCCCCAACGGCGUCUACAUCGACGCGUCUGACAUGGAGACCCUUGUCAGCAGGGUGCAGGUAACAUUGCUGAAUUCCUCCCAUCUCAUCCGUCCCCUUCCUCCCAUCUCAUCCGUCCCCUUCCUCCCAUCUCAUCCGUCCCCUUCUUCCCAUCUCAUCCCUCCCCCCUCUUCCCAUCUCAUCCGUCCCCUUCCUCCCAUCUCAUCCGUCCCCUUCCUCCCAUCUCAUCCGUCCCCUUCUUCCCAUCUCAUCCGUCCCCUUCUUCCCUUCUCAUCCGUCCCCUUCCUCCUAUCUCAUCCGUCCCCUUCCUUCCAUCCCCUUCCGUCCCCUAUGCCUCUUUGCACAGGCUGCACGACCUGCACCAGCCCGGGUUGUCACCCCAAACCCGUAAUCACGGAGGUUAGCAGCAGCACUAGGGGGAUCGGUGCAGGGCGUAGCAGUGGCAGUAGCAACCUGCAGGAGCAGCACGGAGACAGGGGCGUAGCAGUGGCAGUAACAACUAGUAGCCGCAGCAUGGGGACAUGCGGAGCAGCAGUGGCAGCAACGGGACAGGUGCGGAGCAGCAGCGGCAGCAUGGGGACAGGUGCUGAGCAGCAGGGGCAGCAGGGGGACAGGUGCGGAGCAGCAGGGGCAGCAGGGGGACAGGUGCGGAGCAGCAGUGGCAGCAUCGGGACAGGUGCGGAGCAGCAGUGGCAGCAUGGGGACAGGUGCGGAGCAGCAGUGGCAGCAUGGGGACAGGUGUGGAGCAGCAGGGGCAGCAUGGGGACAGGUGCGGAGCAGCAGUGGCAGCAUGGGGACAGUAUUUAUCUCCUCAUUAACUACCAACAUCCAGAUGACUCGAACCAAGCGUACUUUCCAAAGCUUGUCGUGGUCAUUGGUCUUACGCUUGCACAGCUUUCAGUUCUCAUGCUUCCUGCGGACGUUUCGAACCGGCAAAGCUGCAUUAAUGGCUUUGUGAACGGAGAUUGCUCUGAGACUUUACCCAUGAGAACUCUGUGGUACAUCCUUUGGAUUGCUAUGUGCGUCAUGGUCUUCGUCAUCAUCCCUUUUUCCAUCUUUUUGUACGAAGGCGAUGAAGAAAAGGGUACCGGGAAACGGGUAUUGCUCGCGGUCUUGUGGUGUCUUCUAUCAGUGUUUGUGUUCGGGGGACUCCUUGGAAUUCUUUAUGGAUUCGUUGGUUACGUGGAGUAUCCUGUAAAGAGGCUGGUCUCUGCGACUAUUCCCAUGACGAACGACUUUAGCUCGCUUGGCAGUCAGGCUUCCUGUGUUUCCUUGUAUAAUACUGGUCUGGGCGCGUGUUCUUCUUAUGCUUCUCCUCAAGGAUCCAAGACCACGUGGACACUGAGGGUCUCGUUUCCGAAGUACAUUAUUGCAUUAUUUACAAUACUGGGGUCUCUCUUAUUCUCAAUUUUUGGUGGUGUUGGCAUAGCCGUCUUGCCACUUUCAUCUAUUCUUUCCUUUCUAAGGCGUCCAAGAGCCACAAUAACUCGCUCGGAGUACAUCAAGGAAGCCACAGCAAUUGGGAAAAAAGCCAAGGAGAUACAUGAACUUGCUGUUACUCUUCAGCAGGAGGAGAGAAGUGGCGGUAAAACUUGGGCAUGGAGACGAAAUGCAAAGAAGUUGCAGCAGGCUCUUUUUCAUUUGGAAGAGGAGGAAGCUGAGCUUCGAGAAAGAUUUCCCCAAGGAGAAGAAGCAGAGAUGUUCUGGGCUAUGACAGUACUUGUCUACAUUGGGAAACUAAUAUUUGGAGUCAUUGGGCUUGCCAUUUCUGUUGCUUGGAUUGUGCAUAUAAUCCUAUAUAUGCUCAUACAACCACCAGCGUCGGCUUUCCUGAACGAUUUUUUUGUAACCCUCGACCGGUGGUGGGGACUGCUCGGAACAGGGGCAUUUUCAAUUUUUUGCUUUUACCUCUUCCUGGCUGUAAUUUCGGGGGAGAUGUACCUUGGUCUCAACAUUCUGAUCCUUUCAAUUCAUCCCAUGAGGUGGAGUGCUACCCUCAUGAGUUCGUUCUUAUUUAACGUGGCCCUCAUACUUUGCUGUGCAACGAGUGCAAUACAAUUUUGUGCUAAGGCCUUUGCUGCAUAUGCACAAGAAACAGCAGUGCAGGAGAUAUUCGGUCAUACGCUAGAAAAUCUUCAAGGCAUACGCUACCUAUACGUGUUUAACUUGUUCCAGUACAUAUUCAUUGUCAUGUUUGUUGUGACAUUCAUUUACUUCUUGGCUGUGGUAAGUGCCGGACCAUUUCUCAACCAUUCCAACCGCAUGCCUUGUUUGUGUGCGGCUAGAGUGCUGGGAGUGCAUUGCAGCAGUAUGGUUGAACUGCGGUACCGAGUGCUUGCAGGAACAGAAGCGAUGGAAAAGAAAAGGAAAGAAGCGAGCCCAUACUUCAACAUGAAGCUGGGCUGA